Molecule: messenger RNA, 2537 nt
Organism: Condylura cristata (star-nosed mole)
Lineage: Eukaryota; Metazoa; Chordata; Mammalia; Eulipotyphla; Talpidae
Gene: SLC2A11
Product: solute carrier family 2 (facilitated glucose transporter), member 11
Exons: 13
Coding region: 242-1753 (503 amino acids)
Biological process (GO): monosaccharide transmembrane transport
Cellular component (GO): membrane
Molecular function (GO): hexose transmembrane transporter activity
Source: RefSeq, a predicted model, not a curated record
UGAGAAACAAAAGAUUAAUACGGCCCGUGGACUCUGCGUUCCUCAGCUCCAGACUUGCCCGGAUCUUGGGCGGGCCUCUCUAGCGGCGGAUCCGCUGACGGCAACCUGAAACCCGUCGCUCUGUUCUCAUUCAAAGUCUGCAGCUCUGCCAGCACCCACUGAUGAGAGCGCUCCAGAGACUGAGAUGGGGCCCGGGCUGUGCUGAGUAAGAGUGGCUUUUCAGAACUGCUGAAAGGGCGGAAUGGAGGAUGAACAGAAACCACCCUUACAACCUCAGAUUCAGUUUCAGGGCAGAGUCCUGUUCCUGACCAUCUGUGCGGCUGGCAUUGGUGGGACUUUUCAGUUUGGCUACAACCUCUCCAUCAUCAAUGCCCCAACCUUGUACAUUCAAGAAUUCACCAAUGAGACUUGGAGGGCACGGACAGGCCGGCCACUGCCCCAUCACCUUGUUCUGCUCAUAUGGUCCAUCAUCGUGUCUCUGUACCCCCUGGGGGGCCUCUGUGGAGCAUUGCUUGCUGGGCCCCUGGCCGUCAAGCUGGGAAGGAAGAAGUCUCUGCUGGCGAACAACGUCCUUGUGCUGGCUGCUGCCGUCCUGUUUGGCUUCAGUCGAGGAGCAGGCUCCUUUGAGAUGAUCAUUCUGGGAAGGCUGCUGGUGGGAGUGAGUGGAGGUGUGAGCAUGAGCAUCCAGCCCAUGUACCUGGGUGAGAGUGCCCCCAAGGAGCUCCGAGGAGCAGCAGCCAUGACCUCAGCCGUCUUCGCAGCCCUGGGGAUUGUGAUGGGUCAGGUGAUCGGACUCAGAGAACUCCUGGGUGGCCCACAGGUCUGGCCCCUGCUACUGGCCAGCUGCCUGGUGCCCGGAGUGCUCCAGUUGGUCUCCCUGCCUCUGCUCCCAGAGAGUCCACGCUACCUCCUUAUUGACCGCGGAGACACCAAAGCCUGCCUGACAGCACUGCAGCGGCUGCGGGGUACAAAGGACGUGUCCGGAGAGAUGGCAGAGCUGCAGGAGGAGUGCUCUGCCUGCCAGGGCCUGCGUGCUCGGCGCCCCUGGGAGCUGUUUCGGGAUCCGACCCUGCGGAGGCAGGUGAUGAGCCUCGUGGUGCUGGGCAGCGCCAUGGAGCUCUGUGGGAAUGACUCGAUGUACGCAUAUGCCUCUUCAGUGUUCCGGGAGGCCGGGAUCCCUGAGGAGAAGAUCCAGUACGCCAUCGUGGGUACUGGGAGCUGUGAGCUGCUCACUUCGUUUGUCAGUUGUAUGAUCAUCGAGAGGGUGGGUCGGCGGGUGCUGCUGAUAGGGGGUUACAGCCUGAUGGUCUGCUGGGGCAGUGUCUUCACAACGGCCCUGUGCCUAAAGAGUUCCUUCCCCUGGAUGUCCUACCUGGCCAUGUCCUGCAUAUUUGCCUUCAUCCUCAGCUUUGGCAUGGGUCCCGCUGGAGUGACGGGGAUCUUGGCCACGGAACUAUUUGACCAGAUGGCUCGACCUGCUGCCUACAUGAUCUGUGGGUCACUCAUGUGGAUCAUGCUCUUCCUGGCAGGGCUGGGAUUUCCCUUCCUCAUGGAGGGCUUGUCCCACUUCAUCUAUUUGCCUUUCCUGUGUGUCUGUGUCUGUGGGGCCGUCUACACUGGUUUCUUCCUCCCUGAGACCAAAGGCAAGACAUUCCUGGAAAUCUCUGAGGAAUUUCACAGACUGAACUCCAGGCAAAAGAGUCAGGGUCCCAUGUGGAGGGGUCCAAAGGUCAUCCAGUCCACAGAACUCUAGCCCAAGUGUCGCUGGGGCCAGAUCCAGUUACUCUUCCCUCUGCUUCCUGCUUGGGUCCUGGCCCCUCUCCCUUCACUUGCUCCUGCACUCAUUCAACAGGUGCUGAUUGAGCACCUACUGUGUGCAGCUUGGUCCCAAGUGCUUAGCAGUCACUGGUGAGCCAGUAAGAGAGGAUCCAGGACCUCUUGGUGUUGACCAUCAGAGGUGGUCAACAGGAAAAGAAUAAAAACAUAGCUGUGAACCCAGGGAAUGAGGUGGAAGAAAACUAUUAGGUGUGAAGGGUAUGCAUUACAAGGAGGGCCUGACUUAGUUUGAGUAAGGAUAUUUUCUAAGGAGUUGAUUUUUUAAAAAUCAACUUUGAGGUGUAAUUUAUAUACAAUAAGAGGUAUCGACAUUUGAAGAAUUUUGACAGCUGUACCUUUGAAACUACCACUACAGUCAAUAUAGAGAGCAAUCACAUCACCCCAAAAGUUCCUUCAUGGCCCUUUGCAAUCAGUAACUCACCUCAUACUCAGGUAACCACUGACCUGCUGUUACCAUAGGUCAGAUUUUUUUAGAAUUUGAUAUUUCAUACUGUAGGUAUGCAAUCAUGUCUGACUUUGCUGCAGAUAGCUUUUGUGACCUGUGCGUGUUGCUGCAUGAGUCAAUAUAAUACUUUGUAUUGCUGAAUUGUAUUCCACUGUAUGGAUGCACUAUAAUUUGUUCACCCAUUGACCUGUUGGUGGACAUUUGGGCUGUUGCUAAUUUUUGGCCAUCAUGAAUAAAAUUGCUGUGAACAUUCCUA